AUGUCAGCGAGUCGAUACAUCCGUAAACGUCCAAUGGCGCAAUCAAUUUCUGAAGAUGAAGCACUGGAAGAUCCUAACGGGAAUACUAAUGAUCCGCUCGAGCAUUGCACCUCAUCAUCAUUGUUACCUGAAUCAUCCGUGCUUUCUAGCUCAGGCUAUGAACAAUUAUCGUCUGUUUCCUUAAAAAGUCUUUAUGACUGUCCGAUUUGCUUCCAGCUUUUUCGUGAGCCGUACUCAACAUUAUGUGGUCAUUCAUUCUGCCGCGAAUGUAUUAGUGCACAUUUGGAGCGUUCUUUGCGAUGUCCCGUUUGUAGUCGAGGUUUGGAUCCAAGGUCAGGCCCUAUCAUUUUUCCUAAUUUUACGGCCGCUAGUAUUGUGGAUGUAAUUCGACGUAAUAUGAAGGCAGCGCGUAGUCUUGCAGCAGCCAGUAGUAGAAAUGAGGGGCUGGAGUUAACAAGCGAAAAAUUGGUUGAUUUGGCUUUGAAUGCGGAUGCUCCUUUUCUGGAUCAUUUUAUGGACCUUCUAAAAAAACGACGCGAACAGAUCAGCAAUAAUGUCAUCCGGAGGAAAAACAUGCUGCUGAACGAAUUUAUCGAUGAAAUGAUUGCACAACGAGAAGAAAAGCUUAAACAGCUUCAGAAUGAGUUAUCCAUUUUACGGAAUGAUAAAGCAUCCAUUCAGGCGCUGAUGAAAGACGAACCGAGCGGCAACAAUGGCACACAUUCACAACGAAUGGUACCAGACGCCAGUGGUUCACAAGUAGUACAAUGUUCAUCAGCUUUGAAAAAAGUGAGAUUUGAUGAUGAUGAUGAUGACUAUGCUGAUGAAAUAGGGAAGUAUCGUAGUCGGCUUCAGCAACACAUGGCCGGUUUAGAGCAAGCUUACUUCAGUAGACGUUUAAAUAACACAGAAUCUAGGAGUAUUACGGACGACUCACUGAGCCCCCGUUGUGAGACCCUUGAUGAUUUUUCACAAGUACUACAUGGUAUGUCACAAUAUGGUAGUUUCCGACGUUUGGCAUCCUUAAAUUACAAUGUAGCAGAUGCAACAGCUGCAUUAUCUAUUGUUUCAAGCAUUGAGUUCGACAAAGAUGGUGAGUUUUUCAUCCUGGCGGGAGUUGCUAAACGUAUAAAAGUAUAUGAAUUCCAAUCAGUAAUCGAAAAUACGGAUACUUUGCAUUAUCCUGUUACGCAAUUGCAAUGUACAUCCAAAAUCAGUAAUGUAUCAUGGAAUCCAUAUUGUAAAAGCACUCUUGCAAGCAGUGAUUACGAUGGAACAGUACAGCUUUGGGAUACUUCACUUGCAAAAUCAAUUAGACGUUAUCAAGUGAAACUUUGGUCAAUUGGAGUGGAUCGUUCAGUAGCAACAAUCGAUGCUAAAGUCAAUGUAUGUUGCGUUUGUUUCAGUCCAACACAGCGGAACUAUCUAGUUUUUGGCUCUGCUGAUCACUGCAUUCACUUAUACGAUAUUCGAAGACCGUUAGAACCAGUUAAUGUUUUUCGUGGUCAUCGAAAAGCAGUGUCUUACGUCAAGUAUUGUACAGAAAAUGAAGUCGUAUCAGCGUCUACUGAUAGUAAUCUCCGGUUGUGGGACGUGAGUAGCGGAAAAUGUAUACGUACCAUGAAAGGUCAUCAAAAUGAAAGAAAUUUUGUGGGUUUGGCAACCGACGGGUCAGAAAAUAAUCAUCUCUAUCUGUAUCAUAAAGGUUUAUGUGACCCAUUAAUGUGUUAUGAUUUUGGUCACGCAGAUAGUGCUCGUUCGGCGCUUCUAUCAACUGAUUCUUCUUCUGAUUUUGUAUCUGCUGUCAGUUGGAAAAAACAGCGAAUAGUCAAGGAACGACGCAUGUAUUUGAACUUAUUUAAUAUAUCGGGAUUUAUUUUUGAAAUUGAUGAAGUGGCAGACGUUUUUUUUGAGAUGAGUUAUGUAGAAGAACAUGAAUAUAUUAUUGUUAUUGAUAACGAUGAUGCUGAUAAAGAUAAUGAUGAUGACAGUGAUGUUGACGAAGACAAUACUGAUAGUAAUAUUCAUGAUAGCAAUGAUAUUAUUGAUAGCGGCGACAAUGGAAAGAUUUUGGAAAGACGGUAA
Messenger RNA from Acanthocheilonema viteae, 2085 nucleotides. Lineage: Eukaryota; Metazoa; Nematoda; Chromadorea; Rhabditida; Onchocercidae. The record is from the annotation of a GenBank genome assembly.